GGCUAUUGUUUAAUUGUAAGUUAUCAUGGCUCGAGUUGAGGAGUGCAAAAAACUAUUUUAUAAGUUUAGUCGAGAGGGAAAUUGUUAUGACCGAAAUUUAGAGAAGGCCGAAUUGGUGUCAAUUAGUGAAGGGAAAAGCUCAGUUGAGCUAAAACUUGAAGAACGACACACGAAUCAGUAUGGUUGGAUGCAUGGAGCUUUUGCUGCAACAUUAGUCGAUUGUUGUACUUCUCUGGCCUUGUUUACGAAACAUUCCGGGUUUAUUGCAUCGGUUGAUAUUCAUAUUAAUUACUUGAAGUCUGCAAAAAGAAAUGAUGUAAUUGUAGUAGAUUGCAAUGUAAUUAAUAUGGGCCUUACUUUAGCUUUUGUUGAAGCUACAAUAAAAAAUAAGGCAAAUGGGCAUAUUUUGGUGAAAGCAACACACACACUAUACUUAUCGCAAUAAAUUUAAUCUUAACGAA
Molecule: messenger RNA, 461 nt
Organism: Tribolium madens (black flour beetle)
Lineage: Eukaryota; Metazoa; Arthropoda; Insecta; Coleoptera; Tenebrionidae
Product: acyl-coenzyme A thioesterase 13-like
Exons: 3
Coding region: 26-445 (139 amino acids)
Molecular function (GO): fatty acyl-CoA hydrolase activity
Source: RefSeq, a predicted model, not a curated record